Messenger RNA from Camellia sinensis, 900 nucleotides. RefSeq lists its product as uncharacterized. The record is from RefSeq and is a predicted model, not a curated record. Lineage: Eukaryota; Viridiplantae; Streptophyta; Magnoliopsida; Ericales; Theaceae.
AUGAUUAAUAGGCUAAUUUCAAGUGAGAUUCGUAACAAGGCUUUGACAUCGGUUAGUGAGGUGGUUUGUGAUUUCAAGGAUUAUUAUGGAACAGAAGUUUCUUAUCGGCGAGCUUGGAUGGGUGUUGAAAAAGGAAGGGGUGUUGUUUUUGGUGACUAUUCAUUAUCAUUUUGGUAUGUUGAUGCCGCUAAUGAUUGUAAUCCGGGGAGUGUUUUUGAUAUGGAAUUUGAUGUUAAUAGUAAAGGAAGACAUUUCAAAUGCUUGUUUUUCAGUUUUAGGGCAUGUAUUCAUGGUUUUAAGUAUUGUCGGCCUGUGUUGAUGCUUGAUGGAACUUUCUUGAUAGUAAGACACAAAGGUUGUUUAUUGGCUGCUACGGCAAAAGAUGGUAACCAAGGUUUAUAUCAGUUAUGUUUUGCCAUUGUUGAUAGUAAAAGUUAUGACAGUUGGCAUUGGUUCUUGUCAAAGUUAUUUGUUAUUUUGACUCCGGGGAGGGAUAUUGCGUUUGUUACUGAUCGGCAUGGAGGUUUGCUGAAGGCUUUAGCUGAGACAAACUUGAAGACUUAUUUGUCAGUGAAGAGUCGUGAAUCUAAAGAGUAUUUGCUUACUCUUUUUAGUAGAUGUGCAAAUACUCCAACUAUUGAGCAAGAGUAUGGUGGAAUGUGCACAAAUGCUGCAGAAUCUUUUAAUUCAUGGAUUAGGGAUGAGCACCAUUUGUUUUCAACUGGUCUUGUUGAUGCUAUACGACUGAAACUAAUGGAACAAUUUUCAAAAAGGAGAGAACUUGGGAAUAAAUGGAAUCCUAUUGUUUGUCCUUUUACAAGGAAAAAGUUGGAAGAAACUUUUAAUGAUACAAAGACAUGGAUAGUUAAGAAAUGUAGCGAUGAUAUUUAUGAAAUCUAA